GGGCUGUACGGGCUGGGCAAACUCUUGGGCGCGGUUCCGCCGGGGGGCGGCCCGGGCGCCGGGGCCCCGGCCCUUGGGCCGACAAUUGUCUCCAAGAUAGGAAGCCGACUGGACACGCACCGAGCCGCGGCGGCGGCGCUGCUGAACCAGGACGGAGGGCAAACGCCGGGGAUUCUGGCCCAGCGGAAGAGCGUUCUCGGUUGCUCCCCGGAUUCGGCCCCGUCAGCGGAGGAGAAGGACGACGCACAGCUGGCGCCGCUGAGCAAGGUCGAGAAGCUCUGCCCCGUGCUAUUCGAGGGGACGCCAACGGACGAAGCCGCUGGAGGCUCGGUAGGGGUCGCGCUUGAUAAGAUGAAGGCGUUUGUAGGAACCUUCGGUCAAGAGACGCGCCGCGAUUGGAAGAAGAAGUGUCCCUGCUUCGAGAAGCCGUUCGAGGAGAAUCCGAAUGCAGACGAUUGGUAUCCAAGAAAAAAACGCUGAUAGUGUAUGGUAAAAAAAACUUUGUGUUGGAAACGAUGCAAGACAGCUACUCUUCGUCGUGUUGUUGAUUACUUAUGCGUCAUAGGCUAGCACUAGCUCCAUUCUAAGUGCGCGUUUCUUUUCACGAAGCGCUCGCGCAUGACAAGUUUUUGCUGUCAUGCCAGGCAGCUCUAUCAUCGACUUUUUCCUCCAAAGGGUUAAUACACUAUUUACACAGUUUUGUUUUCUCGGCAUAAGUGGGCGAGGAAGUCUGAGGGGUCAAAGCCCGUACGGACGGCGCUGCCGUUCUUCCAAUUCAGUGACAACUUAGCGGUGAUGGACGACCGCCUGGCGCAGUUUUUUGCCUCGGCGAAAGGAAACACGAUAAGCACCUCGGUGGCCGGGUACGACGGGCGGCCGGAGACCUUUUGGGAGGCGUCCGACGACAAGCGCUACCCGUUCAACCUUCCGGAUUAUCUCACCUUUGCGGACAAUUUACUGUCGGAAAAAUUCAAGGCAAACGCGGCCGGGUUUCACGCGUGGCCGUCCUUGAAGCAGCAUUGCGGGAAAACCGGGUCGGACGAGUCCCGGUCCGGCUGUCCGGGCGCGGUCUUGCGCAUGCUGCUCAACUAUGCAUUGCAAAUAUGUCAUCUGGGUCCGCAGGAGUGUCCGACGAUUUUGUCAUGCCAAAUUUGAUCGACACAAAAAUCUGUAUUCCGUGACCAGGAACAAGAGUCCCCACUUUUGGUUCUUACCAGAAGGCGGCAUUCCUCAUUCGGAUUCAGCAUUGCGGAGCCUUCUCGAAACUUGUGAUGCUGGAGCCGACAUUCCAGGCCUUCUGGGUCAUGCAGAAGCUGCAUGACAAAGCUCGCACUUUCCAGACCCAGACAUAUUUGCUUUUGAUAUCAACCCGCGGUACGGGGUCUCCCCGCGCGCGGCGCCGACCUUCAAGGUCAAGUCCGCGCCCAGGUCCUACGACAUUCCCGAAGCGGACCUGGUUUUGUGGAACGACGACGUCUUUAGCGAUUGCACGGACAAAGACGACCUGUCCUGUGUUUCCCAGGCCGACGAGCUGCACGCGAACGGGGGACGGUCGCCUGCCGGCACCGGACCUGCGAGCGCGGAAGUGCAGCUGGAGCAUUUGGGCACGGCACUGGCCGACCUCCGCAUCUGGGCCGAGCAGCUCAGCUCGGACGGUACCGAGGAGCAGGCAAGCGCCGCCGAGACGGUGGAGGCGACGCGCAACAAGCUGACCGCCUUCAUGGGCCACACGGGGCGGGAAAUCUUAUGCAUUGCAAAUAUGUCUGGGUCUGGAAGGUGGUAACUUGUCAUGGUAAAUCAAAAUCUGAAGCAUACAAAAAUCUGUGUUGCAUGAGUGCCAAAAACUGUCCACAGUCGACCAAGUUGGGAGGGAGUUUCUCAUGCAGGAUAGGCAUGGCGGAGACAUCGCAGAGUCUGUCACGCUAAGUCCCGCAUUCCAGACCUCAUGGGUCAUGGAAACUCUGCAUGACAUCAGCCAUGGUAUCUGGAAACUCUGCAUGACAAGUUUACACUCUUCCAGACCCAGACAUUUUUGCACUUGAUAAAUCUGGCUCAGUGACAACUGGCUGAAGGAUGUGCUCAAGCUCGGCUCGGGCCUCGUGGAUUUUGCCAACACCGAACGCUGGCAGCGGAAGGGCUACUUGCGCAACGCCCCGACCGUAUCGUCCUUCCGAGAAGAAGAGGGUACGACGAACGCGGCGGCGAACGGAAUAAAUGGUCCGUUCGAAGGACAAGAGGGUUCUUUUUUCUCGGGCAGCGAAGCCGGAGCCGGAGCCUCCACGGCGCUGGAGCUGAGACCCCCCCAGGAAUGGACCGUGCUGUGCUCCGCGUGGCACGUGGCGCACAUGGCGAACCGGGGACCCGCGGGCCGCGACUACGCGAAUCUGUUGAACUUUGAGUACCGCCAAGCCCCCUACACCCAGGGCGAGAAGUGGAUUAUCAAAUGCAAAAGUGUCUGGGUCUGGAAGGAUCCGAACUUGUGAUGCGCAUUUUAGAACACAGAAAAAUCUCUCAUGCAUAGAUAGGAAAAGCUGUCCACUUCCUGUCACCAAAAUGGAAGAUUUCUCAUGCGGGCCCCGCAUUGCGGAAGCUUCUCGAAACCUGUGAUGCGAGAGCUUCCAUGCCAGACCAUCUGCGUCAUGCAAAAACAGCAUGACUCUCCCAGACCCAGACAUUUUUACAUUUGAUAUGGAUGCGCGACCUGCAAGUGGCGCGGAAGGAUCUCCCGCAGGAGUUGGAAAACUGGGCUCAGGAGUGGACCAACGCCGGCGUGGAUCCCGCGCAGCACGGGUGUCCCGACAGCGAAUACAACUUUGUGCAGGAACGUCGACUGCAGCCCGUGGUCCCAGAAAUUCAGCCUCUGCUCGGGAGCCUGCAGCUGCGAAAGUGAAAAAUCUCCCUUUAUUCAAAUGCGAAAUUUGUGAUGCUGGGUUUGCGUACACCGGGAUUUACAGAUCCUGAGCCUGAGUACUUAUGUCUAUGCUUAGCUGUUUCGCAUGGCAGAUGCCUGCUCUGUAGGCCCAACAGCAUGAGAAAUUACCUCCGUGAUACAGCGAACACCCCGGGACAUGGAGUUGCUUUUUGCAACACAGACUUCCCUUUUGAAUAAGGGGAGAGGUGAUUUUUCCUCACAAUAUCAGCUGUGGCUACGGGAUAUCGUCGUCCAGGCAGAGCACGACCUUGCUCGAGAGGGGGAUAUACAUUGCAAAUAUUUCUGGGCCGGGAAAGUUGUCAUGCUAAAACAUGAGCGACAAAGUAGUGACCGCAGUACGCAGCCAAGCAUGACAAAUAUUUGCGCGUUUCUGGAGUGCGUAAAGAGAAUUUGUUUUUUUCAUAUAAACAAAGAAGCACAAGCGGAGCACUUGUUUGCUUUUCCGCGGCAUGCAAUACAAAACUCAGCAGUAUGAAGAGAUCAGCAUCGCAAUCUUGCAACCUUCCAGACCCAGAUCGGUAGUUGCAAUGGAUAGGGGAUCUCACCGUGCGAAAGCUGAUGGCUUUGACAAAGCAACAGCCGGCGCCGGAAGAACAGUCAUAUCGUAAAGGAGACUACUCGGUGCAGCACGGCAGCGGCGAUAAAGGUCGCAUGGCCGCCGCCUUGAGCAGCAGUGGGGUUGGAGGGGGACGCGGCCGCGCGUCUCUCGGUACUGUGUGGGCGUGGGGGAAGUUCGCGGCCGGGGACGGGAGUGUAAAGUGGAUGUGCGACAACUUGGCGGCAGCCACGAAUGCCAACGAUCAGUCGGAGGAGGCAUCCUCUGUAAAAACGCCCCCAACUCCUACGACGACCCAUUCUCAAGAUGGGGAGAAUUCUGCUCUUACAUACUUACACAGAUCCAGAAGUGUUCUGACUCAGACACGACAAGCUUCUCUCUGCAAUGUAAUGCAGCUUAGCAAGUGCAGCCGUGGAUGAUGACAGAGCCGUCUGCUUACGACCCUGUCUAGGGCAUUUAUUAUGAAUUCUAAAACAUGACUAGAGCUGCUUCCUAAGCUGGCGAUACUAUACGCACUUUACAAAUGUUCUUCGUAAAAAAUGCGAAUGUGUGUGACAUCUACUCGGGGGUGGGGACGUUUUUACUCACGAUAGAAGGGCAUGGAAAGCUACAAGUUGCGGAUGGACGGCAUUGAGAACGAGAAGUUCGAUCCGGUGCUCAAAAUGGCCGAACAAAGCGAAUGGAUGGACACAGCGGGGAGGAGUGGAGGUCAAGAAAAAGGUCCACCGCGCGAGGAACCGCCACAGCAAGAGGAAGGGAUUUCUUCUACGAGCGUCUACAGCAAGAGGAAGGGACAACUAUCUAUGAGCUUUAUCCAAGGAAGGGAUUUAUUCGGUGGAAGUGCAGCUAACAGCGGCUACCAGAGAAAUCGCCGGCACUACAUUAGUUCGAAAUACAAGUUGCUGGCCCAGAAGUUUUCGGACAAGAGUCUGACGAACAUUUGCAAACAGAAGUCGCAGUUUGAAACCAUGGGCGGCGUGUGUGAAGACAUGCAGUCCCUUGGCGCUCAGUUUAGCGAUUCGGCGGGAACGCGGACCGGUGUGCAGGAGACCAUGGCGCUGGCGCGGAGGCUGAACGAAGAAGGGAUGGAGCAGAAAGCGGCUACGAAUAUCGAGUGCAUUGAGUUGUCUGCGCCUGGAACGAGAGUGAGCCUGUUGAUAUUGUCAUGCAUUUUUCGCAUCACGCCGAUUUUCUAGCAUGCAGACAAACGCAUCACAGGUCUGAUUGUCGAGGGGUUUUUCAUGUCGCCGAUUCUCCAUGGGAAAUUGGGUUGCUGCAUAGCAAAAACCAGCGGCCAACUGUUGCCGUUCCGCCUCCAGCACUACAGAUGUUUCCAUGUGAACCGGAGUAAGCUUUAUGUUCAUUCCAGACCCAGGCACAGUUGAAAAAAUGCAUAGUGCAGGCGGUUAAGCAGAAGGCCAGACAGGCACGGCUCAGCGCCGAGGCGGACCGUGAAGCCGCCGCCGCGGCUAUCAUAUUGAAGUCCAUCGCCUCGUCCCCAUAAUCGAAGGGCAACAUGUGUUAAUGCUGCUUUCGUAUAUACAGAAAUCAAACUCGUCAGUGUUAUGUCAGAAGGCAAGACGCGCGUAGCGUGCCCUAAUGCUCUGAAGCAGCGGAAAGCGUUGCAUGUGCAGCAUGGGAAGCACAAACCGCAUUUUCAUAAAUAGCAUGACGAUCUGCCUGCAUAAACUGAGCCGCGAGUGAGCCUCCUUGCCUUGCAGCGACACAAGCCGAUAGUAGCGACUUGUGUACUUACACAAACCAUGUGUGAGAAGGAGCCUCCUUCUGAAUAUGGGGAGGAGUGGCGAUUUUCCUCACAAUAGCGGCCGCCAAAGUCGAGGCACAGAAGAAGGCCGAAGCCGCCGCCGCCGAUAUCAAAAUGAAAAAUCCCGCCUCCCCAUAUUGGAGCGGAAAUUUCUGUUGCUGGAUUUGUGUACACAAAAUGUCUUGCGGUGAGGCACUGCAGGCAAAGCCUAAGCCGGUGUAGGGUGUUUUGGUAUAGGUGCUUAGCAUAGCAGAGGCCUGCUAUGUGGUCGGCGCAACAGCAUUACAAAUUGCCUGCUCAUAGUUCCAGACUUUUUGUGUUUGCCCUCCUGCAAGACAGACUCCAUAAAUCAGCGUCGCUAAUUUUCAGCAGCAUACCUUUUCGGUAUGGGGACGGGGGAUUUUUCUUCACGAUAGCCGAGAAGGCCAAAGCAGAGGCGACCGCCGCCGCCGAGAAGGCCAAAGCAGAGGCGACCGCCGCCGCCGAGAAGGCCAAAGCAGAGGCGACCGCCGCCGCCGAGAAGGCCAAAGCAGAGGCGGAAGAGGCGGAGCGCAAGGAGGCGGAGGACAAGGCAGCGGCGGAGGCGAAAGCCGCGGCGGAUGCAGCGGAGGCGGAGCAGAAGCGGCUUGACGGUCUGA
Amoebophrya sp. A120 is the source of this 5891-nucleotide messenger RNA. Lineage: Eukaryota; Dinophyceae; Syndiniales; Amoebophryaceae. The record is from the annotation of a GenBank genome assembly.